AUGGCAUUCAUUACAUUGCAAUUGGGCCAGUGUGGAAACCAAAUUGGCUAUGAAUUGUUUGACGUCCUCUGCAAUGAUUUCUAUAGCAAUGGACUGUGCUCCAAGAAAGAAAAUAACUAUUACCAGGCAGUUUCCAAGGAUAGAUUCUUUGAAGAGACUGAAUCUGGAGAAUUUGUAAGUCGAGCAGUGCUUCUUGAUAUGGAGCCCAAAGUUAUUACUCAGACUUUAGCACUUGCAGCCCGGUCUGGUAAAUGGACUUAUGAUGAGAAAUCACAGUUUUCCCAGAAACAAGGAUCUGGGAACAAUUGGGCUCAUGGUUACUGUGUACAUGGCCCUAAAUAUCAAGAUCUUGUUAUUGACUUGAUUAGAAAGCAAGUAGAAAAAUGUGAUCGAUUGGGUGGUUUCUUCAACAUAAUGAGCAUGGCUGGUGGCACUGGUUCAGGCAUGGGAACAUUCAUCACAAAAUGUUUACGAGAUAUCUACCCUAAUUCACUUCUGCUUAAUGAAGUUAUUUGGCCUUAUGGUACUGGAGAGGUGAUUGUUCAAAAUUACAACUCCAUCUUGACUCUUUCUCACCUUUAUCUAACCUCUGAUGCUCUGCUAGUUCAUGAAAAUGACAUCAUUCACAAAAUCUGUUCCCAGCUGAUGAAUAUUAAACACAUUACCUUUAAGGAUGUUAAUAAAGUCAUUGCACACCAACUUGGCAGUGUGUUUCAGCCUGCUUAUACCUCAGAGAGUUCAUAUUACAGCAAAAAUCAUCUUGGGGAAUUAAUGGAGUGCUUGGUUCCACACCCUGAAUUUAAGAUGCUAGGUCUCCGUAACAUUCCUCAGAUGUCUGAACACUCCCUGGCAUACAGCACAUUUACUUGGCAUGGGCUCAUCAAGCAUUUGAGACAAAUGCUCAUUGCUAAUGCAAAAAUGGAAGAAGGUAUAAACUGGCAAAUUCAGCCCCCAUCACACCAUAAAACAGAGAAGAUUUCCUUGAAAACUGGACUUCAGUUUAAUAGAUCAUUGGCUAACCUUGCUAUAUUUCGGGGAAAGGAUAUUGAGUCUGCAUCUCCUGAUGGCUUCCAAGACUCAGGAUUGUAUACAUCAUGGUUAUCACCAGAUGAUGCAUUCACAAUUUGGAAAACACCAAGAGCUUUCAACAGAUAUGAGAAGUCAGCUACUUUAGUGAGCAAUAGUCAGUGCCUGCUAAAGCCUUUGGAUACUAUUGUAGAAAAGGCUUGGAAUAUGUUUGCAUCAAAAGCAUAUGUUCAUCAAUACACAAAAUAUGGCAUUGAUGAAGAAGAAUUCCUGCAGUGUUUUACAACACUUGAACAAGUUAUUUCCAGCUAUACCAAUUUAUGA
Staurois parvus is the source of this 1350-nucleotide messenger RNA. Lineage: Eukaryota; Metazoa; Chordata; Amphibia; Anura; Ranidae. The record is from the annotation of a GenBank genome assembly.